CGGGCUCGAGACCCUCCUGAAAUCCCUCCCGGUGUUCGUCUACUCCGGCGCCGCGGCGGCGGCGGCGGCGGAGUGCGCCGUCUGCCUGUCGUAAUUCGAGGAGAAGGAGGCGGGGCGGACGCUGCCGAAAUGUGCGCACAGCUUUCACACCGAGUGUAUCGACAUGUGGUUCCAUUCUCACUCAACGUGUUCGCUCUGCCGCUCGCCGGUCGAGCCUCUGCCGGCGAUCGAGAUGCUGGAGCCUUCCACGUCGGCCGGCGGGCGGAAAUCGAGGGGGGAGUUGGGGAUCGAAGUGCCGGGGAGGAAUUUCGGGGAAGAGCCGUCGUCGUCGGCGGUGGCGGAGUCUCCGGCGAGUCAGGGGUUCAGGUCGCCGAUGAGCCGGAUGCUUUCGUUUAA
Linum tenue is the source of this 396-nucleotide messenger RNA. The record is from the annotation of a GenBank genome assembly. NCBI's taxonomy places the organism in Eukaryota, Viridiplantae, Streptophyta, Magnoliopsida, Malpighiales, Linaceae.